UUUGGGCGUGGCCCCGACGCACGAAGCUCGAAGCCAAAAAUGUCUCUUUCUCGUCUCUUUUCUCCUCUUUCCUUCAGCAGGAGAGGGCUCUGUCUGGUAGGCAAGGCCAGCCAGAGGAGUGCUAGUACUAAUGAUGCUGAUAAUAAUCGCAGAGUGUUGAUUACUGGAGGAAUGGGUCAGCUUGGAACUGGAAUGGCUAAAAUAAUGAGGAAUAAAUAUGGCAAUGAUAAUGUCAUAUUGUCUGAUAUUAAGAAACCAACGCAAGAAAUAUUAUCUCAAGGUCCAUAUUUGUAUGCUGACGUCUUGGAUAUAAAGCAUCUCAAUUCAAUUGUUGUCAACUAUGGUAUUGAUUGGGUCGUGCACUUUUCUGCUCUUUUAUCAGCUGUCGGGGAAUUGAACCCAAGAAAAGCAUUGGAGGUUAAUGUUGAUGGGUUUCACAACAUUGUGGAGAGUAGUAGUUUCCAUAAGCUAAGGCUCUUUUCUCCUAGCACCAUAGGGGCCUUUGGUCCCGACUCGCCUAAAGUCUUGUGUCCUGAUCUAACAAUAAUGAGACCAAGAACUGUUUAUGGUGUGUCUAAAGUCCACAUGGAGCUACUGGGAGAGUAUUACAGUCAGCACGGGUUAGAUUUCAGGUCCCUAAGGUUUCCGGGAGUUAUUGGGGCAGACACUGAGCCUGGUGGAGGGACUACAGAUUACGCUGUUCACAUCUUUCACAGUGUUGCUAAGACCGGUCACUAUUCCUGCUUCCUCAAGAAGGACACACGCCUACCAAUGAUCUACAUUGAUGACUGUCUGAGAGCAGCUGUUGAGUUCAUGGAGUUUCCCUCUGAGGCUCUCACUCAGAGAACUUAUAACGUGACGGCAAUGAGUUUCAGUCCAGAGGAACUCGUGGAAGAAAUGAAAAGAUAUUAUCCAAAGAUGAGGGUUGAUUAUGAACCUGACGAGAGGAAGCAAUCAAUUGCCGAAUCCUGGCCACAAGUUUUAGAUGACAUAAGAGCAAGGUCAGAUUGGGGCUGGAAACCAGAUUAUGACAUCAGUAGAAUGGUGAAAGUGAUGAUUGAAAAAAUUGACCCAAAUAGCACUUUAUAAAAUAUUUUUGUUAGCAUAUUUAAUUUACAUUUAUUAU
Messenger RNA from Amphimedon queenslandica, 1126 nucleotides. Its product is annotated as L-threonine 3-dehydrogenase, mitochondrial-like. Gene Ontology annotation, molecular function: L-threonine 3-dehydrogenase activity. Gene Ontology annotation, biological process: L-threonine catabolic process. Lineage: Eukaryota; Metazoa; Porifera; Demospongiae; Haplosclerida; Niphatidae. The record is from RefSeq and is a predicted model, not a curated record.